AUGCAAAAUGGUUCGCGUUCUUCGGUUAUAUUACCAACCGCUGUUGUAAAAGUGUAUGACAUUUCUGGAAAGACUCAUCUCGUUGGCGUUUUGUUGGAUAGUGGUUCUCAGGUUUCGUUCGUAACUGAUAGUUUGGUGAAAAGACUUGGUCUACGUCGUUCUCAUGCUCGUUUACCAAUAUCCGGGAUUUCGUCUGUUGAAGCUGGUGUGACUCAAGGUGCUGCUGAGUUAAAAUUAAAAUCCCGCAUUAACUCACAUACUAUGCAAGUUGAGGCAUAUAUUCUCAACCAAAUAACUUCCCAAACGCCAUCGCUUUCGUUGGAAGCCAGCAAUUUCACUUUUUUUGACGAUCUUUUGCUAGCGGACGUAGGAUUCAAAAACCCAGGUCCCAUUGAUGUUUUGUUGGGGGCUGACAAGGCUUGGAGUAUUCUGCUAAGUGAUCAUCGUUCAGAUCCAGAGGGAAAGGUGGUUGCUCAUGAGACAUUGUUUGGAUGGGUUGUAACGGUUUGUUUGCCAGGAAAUUCGUUAUUUUGGCUUGAUGUUAUUUUGAAAUCCUUUUGGGAAAUUGAAGAGGUACCUCCUAGUUCUUCCUUUAGAGUAAUUGAAGAUGAGAACUUCCUUUUCGACAAGAACAUGUUAAGUUUGCUAACUCCAUAUCUGGAGCUUUGUCUAGACUUCUCGCAAUGGAACGCCGGUUUUUCGCGUGAUAAAGACCUAAAAGUGGAAUACUGCAAGUUCAUGCAGACUUAUUUGAAUCUGGGACACAUGGAGCGUAUCCCUGAUGAGAAAAUAGAACCUACGUCGGGAAGUGUUUUCUAUUUGCCACAUCACGCUGUGAUUACAAACAAAAUUUGUGUUGUUUUUGAUGGUUCUCAUAAGGAUACCAAAAACUGUUCUCUUAAUGAAAUGCUUCAUAUAGGAACUCCUCUUCAACGAAAUUUGGUUAACGUUUGUAUUCGUUUUCGUCUUCACCGUUUCGUAUUUUGUGCUGACAUUGUUAAAAUGUUUCGGCAAAUUUGGGUGCAUCCAAAGCAUCGGGAUUUUCAGAGGAUAGUUUGGAGAGAAUCCCCUGAUAGUCCAAUAUCGCAUUUUCGUUUGGCUACGGUAACAUAUGGUACUUCACCUGCUCCAUAUUUGUCCAUGAAAGUUCUCCGUCAAAUAUCGUUUGAUUACAAACACCAGUUUCCCUUAGCAUCACAUGCAGUUUUGCAUGACAUGUAUGUUGAUGACCUAAUGACGGGGGCUGUUUCGCUGUCGGCGACUUUGGAGCUGAAGAAGCAGAUCGUCGAGAUGUUGUCGUGUGGAGGUCUUGAGCUCAGCAAGUGGAGCUCUAAUUGUUGGGAAAUAUUGCGUGACAUCGACUGUAAAGAAGCUGUUUCACUGGAUUUGGAUAGUUCUUCUGAGUGCACCAAGGUUCUCGGUUUGGAGCUGUGGAACGCCAAGACGAAAAUUGAUUGGGAUGAUCCUUUGCCCUUUGAAAUCGCAGAAAAAUGGAAGCUGUAUCGGGAGAAUUUGACCUAUUUUGAAAACUUUAGGAUUUUUCGAAGGUUUGCCCAAAAUUCUAAAAGCUUGGAGUUGAUAGGUUUUUCGGAUGCUUCAGAAAAGGCUUAUUCUGCAGUGGUUUACUGUCGUAGUUGUUCGGAAGAUGUUCUUGAAGUGAAGUUAGUCGCCGCCAAGACUCGAGUUGCUCCAGUAAAGCAGUUGUCAAUUCCACGCCUGGAACUUUGUGGGAGUCUCCUCGUUUAA
This is a messenger RNA of Eupeodes corollae, 1746 nucleotides long. RefSeq lists its product as uncharacterized. The record is from RefSeq and is a predicted model, not a curated record. NCBI's taxonomy places the organism in Eukaryota, Metazoa, Arthropoda, Insecta, Diptera, Syrphidae. The transcript has 3 exons. Bases 1 to 1746 code for a protein of 581 amino acids.